AUGGGUUCAGUGAACCAUCUGAAUUUGCUGCGUGAGGAGCACCUUGAGCUACUUAACAAGUAUGGAGAUCUCCAACAGAAAUACGCUGCUCUCCAGAGCAAAGUUGAUCCGGAUCAAGUCCCGGAUAGCUCCACUUUGGCUGGACAACUGUGUGCUACGAUGAAAAACCUAUACGAGAACCAUGCAUUCAGUGAUAUCGUCAUCCGUGUAGGUGGUCGUGAGCUCAAAUGUCACAAGUUUCUGCUAGUAGCUAGAAGCAAUCACUGGAACGAUCUCGAAUCUACGGACUUCAUUGAAAUUCCAGACACCUCUUCCAAGGCCUUUGAGGUUGUUUACCGAUGGAUGUAUACAGAUAGCCUUCCACGUUCACAGCUCGACAUUGACCUUCUACAGGAAGUGUGUCAAAUUGCAUUCCGAUUUCAUUUCAGCAGCCUUCAAACAAGGUGUGUUCAGUUGCUGAAAAUUCGUGUGGAUGUGAAAAAUUGCAUUUCAUUGUUCGAUUUUGCCGAUAUAGAAGGUGUUGUGGAGUUGCGCGAUUAUUGCUGUGCUAUAAUUGCUGCUCAUUGGAGUGAGUUCAAGCCACAGCAGUUCUCGCAUUUGUCAGCACCUUCCCUAUUUCGUCUACUGAAGAGGAAUUCGCCUCACGUUCUUCAUUCUAUCGUCCAGCUCAAUCGUGAAGACGUUCUUCUCUUAUACUUCAUCGAAAAUGAUUCCAAGAUCCACACCGUCGUUAAUGCUGCUGACGAGAAGGGAUUAUGCGCACUGGAGUUAGCUCUGACUUUGGGCCACCAUGAUAUUGCGUCCCAACUUCUAAAGAAAAAUGCAGACUGCAAUUUUACUGAUGAGUCAGGCCGAUCUGUACUGAUGCGGAUGAUAGAGAAAGGCAGAAAAACGGACUUCACUCCACUUCAUUACGUUGCAUGUUCUGCCGUUAAUCAGACCAAGAUGGCUGAGUGGGUUGAUCCACUGUUGGAAGGAAUGAACAUCAACGCGACUGAUGCGCAGGGAAGGACUGCACUGCUAUUGAGUGUAGUGGUGGGUAACAUUGCCCUUACAAAGAUUUUACUCAAACAUGGCGCAGACGUCCUGAAAGCAGAUGACGAAGGAAAAUCGCCGCUAUCUGUUGCUCUCUACGAUAGAAAUGAUACAGAACUGAGUAGAGAAAUUGUGAAUUGCGGAGGCGUUACUGCAGUAAAUCAUUCCAUCGAUGGAGUUUCGUUGCUCCACAUUGCCGUGAAAAGUGGUGAUAUUGAGAUUGUACGAUUUUUACUUGAAAAUGGGGCCGCUAUUGAUACAGUGAACAGCGCGGGUGAAACCCCUUUGGAGGUGGCUGUGAGGCAAAAUAACGUAACCUUGGUCUCUUUGCUCUUGGAGAAAGGCGCUUUGGUUAGGAUGCCUAGCUCGGGCCGGAACUCUGUUCUGCACAAAGCUAUCGCGAGUGGUCCGGAAAUGCUGACUGUAUUCGCAAAGGAAGCCUUAAAGGUGUGGAUUGGACAGCCCGUGGACUCUUUGAGUUAUGCUUUGGAUGAACGCUUACUGGACUGCGCGAAGAUUCUAGUUACAGGUAUCCUCCAGGAACCCUGGUUCUCUGGUUUCCCAAUCAGAGACUCCCAAGGUCGUAGCUGCUUGGAAAUGUCGGCAUUUUAUGGCCUCUUAGAAACUCUCAGGACCAUAUGUGGACUUGGCGUGAAUAUAAACCAACGGACAAAUGGAGGUUUCGGUUAUACAGUUCUGAAACACGCCCUCAGUGAAGCAGCUUUUGGAAAAUGUGCCAUUUUGUCAUUUUUUCAGGACACUAUGAGUGUGCUUCGUUACUGCGGUUGUAAUGGCGAUGCCGUUCGAAUAUCACGCGAACCUGACACCGAAAAGGAGGAAGCACCUAUCCACAGAGCGGUUUCUUCAAAAAUGACUGCUCUGGUCAGCGCUCUUGUCAAAGCGAAGGCCAAUCUUGCUGUUCAGGACCAGCAAGGUCGCACCGCUUGCCAUCUGGCCGUUCAACAACACAAUGCUGACGCCUUACUCGAAAUGUUGAAGGCCAAUGAUGUGGAGUUCCUAUCAUUACGUGACAAAAUGGGACAAACUCCAUUUUCACAAGCGCUUUUCUCGAAGGAGCACGCG
This is a messenger RNA of Cooperia oncophora, 2118 nucleotides long. Lineage: Eukaryota; Metazoa; Nematoda; Chromadorea; Rhabditida; Trichostrongylidae. The record is from the annotation of a GenBank genome assembly.